Messenger RNA from Salvia hispanica, 397 nucleotides. Its product is annotated as mRNA-decapping enzyme subunit 2-like. NCBI's taxonomy places the organism in Eukaryota, Viridiplantae, Streptophyta, Magnoliopsida, Lamiales, Lamiaceae. Gene Ontology annotation, cellular component: cytoplasm. The record is from RefSeq and is a predicted model, not a curated record. Gene Ontology annotation, molecular function: RNA binding; hydrolase activity; manganese ion binding. Gene Ontology annotation, biological process: deadenylation-dependent decapping of nuclear-transcribed mRNA.
GAGGAGAGAAAGAAAAAUGUCAGGCGGGCUCAAUCGAUCCUCGAGUGGUCCUACAAAGAACAUCCUCCCUCCUCAGGAACUUCUCGACGAUCUCUGCAGUCGGUUUGUUCUGAACGUUCCCAAGGAAGACCAGCAGUCUUUUGAGAGGAUUUUGUUUCUAGUGGAGUACGCGCACUGGUUUUAUGAAGAUAACUCUGUUGAAAAGAACCCACCACUGAAGUCAUUGACUUUGAAGGAAUUUACUACCGUAUGUAUCCUUUAAGACUUACCUCAGUGUCUAAUUCACUAAUUCCUGGGUUUUGCUUAUUUGUUCAAAUGUUGAAGAGGGUCGAAAUUUGUUUUGUUGUAGUGAGUUUUUCAUACUCGUUGCUACCUGGUUGUCAUUUGCUCAUCAGCU